Clarias gariepinus (North African catfish) is the source of this 6479-nucleotide messenger RNA. It is a transcript of the gene fndc3a, whose product is annotated as fibronectin type III domain containing 3A. Gene Ontology annotation, molecular function: protein binding. Bases 581 to 4366 code for a protein of 1261 amino acids. The transcript is spliced from 27 exons. Lineage: Eukaryota; Metazoa; Chordata; Actinopteri; Siluriformes; Clariidae. The record is from RefSeq and is a predicted model, not a curated record.
GCGCGCUGAUACGCAUGCGCACCGGAUUGUGUACAUUCUUGAGCGAGAAGCAUAAUGGCGGGCGUCCAAACGGUUAAAGAGCCCAGCUCGCGUUCGGAUGGAGGCUGAGCCGCAGGAGUAGAGUAACAGUUGGAAGCUGCCGGGUUAGUGUGGAGAUAACGACGUGUCCCUUGACCUUCUCUAGCAGGGAAAGCACGCCAGUUAUGUCCUGUUCGGGAAGUCUGGGUUUUUCUUUCUCUUAGCGGAGUGUUGUAUUGAACUAAAUUGUUCUACUGGACAGCUUUAGCUAACAGCACAGAUAGAGAGAGAGAGAGAGAGAGAGAGAUACAUAUAUAUAAAAAGCUAGCUGGCUGCUUAGCUCGCCUGCUGAAUUUUCAAGCGCUACAGAGGAUUCGAGAGAGGGUUAAAAAACGAAAACAACAAGACAAAAGCAGAGUUGUAAUCCUGAGCGUGCUGAAUGCUGAUAUCAGUCGGAGAAAGAAGCGGAACGAGGAACAAACGACUGCAGCGCCAGGAAGUGAUGAGCAUAUUUCCUGGUAACGUUUAUACGGAGGAGAAAGCAUGAAACAUCUUUUUCCUUAUGAGGUUGAAUGAAGGAGUCAUGGCUGAACACACCCCUCCACUGGAGUCCGGCCAGUUACUCAGCCCAGAUCUGCCACUCCUCACACCACCACCUCCUCAACCUCCACCCAGCAUGGUCAACGGAGACGGGGCCCAACAAGUAAUUUUGGUGCAAGUAAACCCAGGUGAGGCCUUCACAAUUCAGCGAGAGGAUGGUCAAUUUCAGUGUAUCACAGGUCCUGCUCAGGUUCCCAUGAUGUCCCCAAAUGGUUCAGUGCCUCCAAUCUAUGUGCCUCCUGGAUACGUUCAGCAGAUCAUUGAGGAGAAUGGAGUGAGGCGGGUGUUGGUGUUGCCUCAGGCAGAGUUUCACCCUGGGGGCCAUUCUCCACUGCACCACCCACCCCCUCCACCCACCCACCCACACCUGCAGGCCUUCAUCCCCCAUCCACAUCCUAUUUUGCCUCAUCAUCCUCCUCACAUGUACUCAGGCAUGGCCGGCGGAACUGGAGACAUGAAUGCCCAGUACAUCUCCCAGUACCACCCAGCUCAUAUCUACCCAGACCAGGUUUCUCCAGACACUCACCCGGCACAUGGACGCGCAGCGUUUCACCGGGAUGAAAGGGCUAACAAAGCGCAUGAACGACUGCAGAAGAAACUGAAGGAGCGUCAGGGUGGUCAGGCAGGCGGAGGAGGAGGAGGUCAGCCUCCUACCAAAGACAGUCCUCCUCUCUCUCCACAGAAGAACCGUGGAACCCCACCAGCAGCCGGAGGAGAGCUUCAGAACGGCCUUCUUAAAGGUGUGGAGGAGCAAAACCAGGCUGCUACACUACCCAGCCUGGGAAAAGAUUGUCCGGGAAGAGUGAGAGACACAGAGCUUGCCGAAUCGAACGAAAAGAUGCAGGCUAUUCGAGAAUGGUUACACAAUAUCAGCAAGCCUGUGGUGGUUGAUAUCCAGGCUAGAGGAGCAUGUCUCUGUUGGACAACUCCAGUGAGAAAAACUGCAAAUGAGGAGCAGAAAGAGCAGGAGGAGAAACCCGAGGAGCUCAGUAUUACCUAUGAGGUGUCUGUCUCAUACAGUGGCAAAGAAGGCAAAUACAGCACUGCCUACAGCGGUAAAGAGAUUAGUGCAACCAUAGAGAACCUAAGACCAGCAACAGACUACCAUGUCAGGGUCCAGGCCAUGCAUAACUGUUUACAAGGAAACCCAUCUGAGCCUGCAAGUUUUACAACUCUGAGCUGUGAACCCGACACACCCAUCCCACCUCGCAAAGCCAGCGGCACCAAAAACUGUCUCGUCCUGCAGUGGAAGGCUCCAUGUGACAACGGUUCAAAAAUUCAAAACUACAUUCUACAGUGGGAUGAGGGGAAAGGUACAGGAGUGUUUGAGCAGUGCUACUAUGGCCCUCAGAAGCAGUACAGGGUGACCAAGCUCUCGCCAGCGUCCAAAUACUCAUUCCGUCUAGCAGCCAAAAAUGACAUGGGAGUCAGUGAGUUCAGUGAACCUGUAGACAUGUUGACCUCGUGCAGUGUCCCUGCACCUCCAAAGAGCCCUGAGCUGCUCCAGGCCGGGGUCACUUGGCUCUGCCUGCAGUGGAACAGGCCGGAGAGUUCACCAAAAGAAGACGAUAUCGGUUAUGUACUGGAAAUGGAAGAAGAGGGCUCGGGUUAUGGGUUCCAGCCCAGUUAUGAUGGUGAUGAGCUGUCAUGCACUGUGAAGAAUCUGCACAGGAGCACCAAAUACAGAUUUAGGGUUGCUGCAUAUAAUUCAGAGGGUAAGAGUAACCCGAGUCCUGUGUCAGAGUUCACCACAGCCCCCGAUAGACCCAGCUGCCCCAGCAAACCCUCUGUUAAGGGCAAACAGCAUCCCACCAGCUUUCGCAUAACAUGGGAUCCUCCCAAAGAGACUGGUGGCUCAGAUGUGACUGAAUAUGUGGUACAGAUGUCUGAAGGCCUGAGUGGUUCAUCUUGGGAGGAAGUCUACAGGGGUCCAGCUGUGGAUUGUGUUUGUGAUGGACUUAAGCCAGGCGGGACAUACCAAGCUAGAGUCUGUUGCCACAGCAAAGGAGGACAAAGCCCAUUUUCGGAGACCCUGCAGGUCCAGACUCCGGCUGUUCCUCCUGGUCCUUGUCAGCCUCCCAGAGUAAUUGGCAAGCCAAAGGCUAGAGAGUUGCAGCUUCGCUGGGCCCCUCCUCAGGUGGAUGGUGGGAGUCCAGUGUGUGCUUACAGUGUGGAGCUGUUUGCCCCCCAAGCUGAGGAGGCCAAGGAGGUGCAUCAUGGCCAUGAGCUUGAAUGCACCGUGCACAGCCUACUACCUGGAAGAACAUAUGGCUUUCGUCUGAGAGCAGCCAACAAAGCUGGGUUUGGGCCUUUCUCUGAGCGCACCGAGGUGACCACAGGAGCAGGCGCGCCGGAGGCUUGUCGACCUCCUCAUAUCAUCUGCAAAUCUCCUUCAUGUGCUGUGGUCAGCUGGGAUUCCCCAUCCUGUAAUGGUGCAGCAGUGACUGAGUUUCGGCUGGAGUGGGGGGCAGCUGAGGGCAGCAUGCAGGUGAUCUACAGCGGAGCUGCAACGAACUACGAGCUGAAAGGUCUGCUUCCUGCCACCAACUAUUUCUGUAGAGUGCAGGCAUUGAAUGUUGCUGGUGUGGGGCCAUUUAGUGAAGUGACACUGUGUCAGACACCAUGCUCCGUGCCUGCCGUGGUUAGCGUUGUUCAUGCUCUCCGCGAGAGCGAGAUGAGGGUGGAAGUGAAGGGCUCUGAUGGAGGAGAGGAGGAAGAGGAUGAAGAAGAAGAUGAGGAAGAGGAUGAAGAAAGAGACUCUCCGCCCCUCUACUCUCCUUCUACUUGCUUGGGGCUGCGCUGGGAAGCACCGUGCGAUCAUGGAGCAGAGAUUACAUCUUACCUGAUUGAUAUAGGAGAAAGACAGCCGAUAUCCACUGGCCCUGUAACCAAGUACAUUAUACAGAACCUGCAACCUGAUACCACCUACAGGAUAAGAAUCCAGGCUUUAAACAGCCUUGGUGCUGGUCCCUUUAGUCACACUUUUAAGCUGAAGACAAAACCACUGCCUCCUCUGCCUCCACGGCUGGAGUGCACUGCAUUCAGCCACCAGACGCUCAGGCUGAAGUGGGGUGAUGGUCCGGCCAAGAAUUCCCCUACAGACUCACUGCAGUACCAGCUCCAAAUGGAGGAUAAAAAUGGCAGGUUUAUAUCCUUGUAUAAAGGACCUUGCCACACUCACAAAGUGCAGAGGCUUAAUGAGUCUACCUCUUAUUCGUUUCGCAUUCAAGCCUUUAACGAGGCGGGCGAAGGGCCCUUCUCUUCAGUGUACACCUUCACCACCCCUCGCUCACCCCCAGGUCCACUCAAAGCUCCACGUGUGGAACGACUGGAAGAGUCCUGUGAGAUAAGUUGGGAGUCCCUGCCGCCUAUGAAGGGGGAUCCAAUCAUAUACUGCCUGCAGUGCACGCAGGGCAAUUCUGACUUUAAACAGAUGUACAAGGGCUCAGAUACUCUAUUCCGCCUCCCCUCCCUGAGCUCGUCUUCUGAAUACCGUUUCCGUGUGUGUGCGAUCCGCCAGUGCCAGGAUGCUCCAGAGAUCAUGGGGCCGUACAGUUCCAGUGUCACUUUACUGCCUCUUCGCAUCGAAUCUCCCAGCUCAUCCAGCAGUGCAGGACCUAAAGCUACCGAGAGCCACCAGCCUCGACGCAGCCUCACAGACGAGCAGUUCUCCCUCCUCAUCAUCGCCCUGCUCGCCCUCACCUCCAUCCUCAUUGCUGUGGCCAUCCAGUACCUCGUCAUCGAAUGAAUAAUUUUUUUUUUCUUUUCUCCAAGCCACAAGGCCAAAUCCUGUCAUUUCUGUUUAGUUUUUCUGUGCGUUUCAUUUUCCAUCUGUUUCGUUCUCGGCACCAGAGUGGGUUGAGGUAACGUGAGAGAAAGGAAAGAAUGAUAAAAGGAAGCCGAGGCUGUAGAUUUAUUUCACCGAUUUUUCUUUUGGACUCUUCUCGCUGUUAUCAAACCCUUCUAUCUCUGCAAUGCUAUUAGAAAGAACAGUAUUCUCCCUGUAGCUGGGAGUUGAAUACUCGAGGAUUAGAAACGAAGCUUAACGCUCAUCGCAUACUCUUUUUAAUCAUUCAUUUAUGUGUAGCUAUAGUUUUUUAUUAUUUAUAUUUUUAGUUUUAACUAUAAUUUGUCCAAUAUGUGACUUUGGAUUUGUGUUCCAUAGCUGGCACGGUGAUGGCGUACGGUCUGCUGGUACAUGGUUUGCUAGUGUGCAGUUUACUGGUGCACUGAUUGCUGCUCGUUGGUAAGCUGUUCACCGAUGCCCUAGUCACUGGUGCGCUAUUAGGGGGACGAAAAUCAGAGGGCCAGUGAAUACAGAGGAAAGGGAUGAGAGGAGGCAGGGAACGUCAACCUGCCACUAACACAUGGGGGAAAGUGGGGAGACAGGAAAAGCCUUGAGGUUCUUAAGGGACCGAGCUCUCACUAGGAGAUUAGUUUAAUGACAUCACUGAGAGAAGGGAGACUGAUACACUUGUUCACCUUAUAGAACAUUCAUUUAGCACUUUCCUUAAAACCCUUUUUGAUGUGCAGAAUGUGUAGGGAUGCAAAAAAAAAAGACGAGAGAUGUUAGUAUAUUUUUGUAUAGCAUGAUGCAAGGACCUGCUCAUUUGAGAUCUGGGUUGGUAUAGGGUUAGACUCUGGGGGGAAGGGGAGGGGUAAAAAAAAGAAGAAAACUAACAGUCAGAUGUUAUUUUUAUUAUCAUGUAAGUAUACUGUAGCUUGAUUUUACAUGCAGCUGCUUUGCUCCGAAAUAUUGUCCAGCACAAAAAAGUAUGCUUAUCCAGUUAUUUUUGCACCUUAGUGAGAAGAAGAAAAAAAAAAACAGUACUGACUGCGUCUUGAUCUUGUGAUGCGUUUUACGGAACACGCGCUCUGAUUGUGUGAGCCCUUGUGUUUUUUUGGGUGUUGAAUUGUAUUACCAUAAAACUAGUUAUUGAAACCUUUUAUUUCAGAAGUAAUGACUUCAGAUAUGUGAUCGGAAUCAACCAUUUUCUCUGCCUAGUGUUUUCUUAAUUUCUCUGAUUGUUUCUCUGAUUGUCUUUUUUGUUUGUUUUCUUUUGUUUCUUUUUACCAAUAUAAAUUUUCUCCUUAUUACUAAUUAUAAAAGUAUUCAUAUUCAGUCAUGUUAUUCAUUAUUUUCCUCAUUUGAAUCACAUAUUUUUUGUAGUUAUGCAAAAAUAAUCACGAUUAAUCUAUUCCAGAGAAACUAAGAAAAAAAGAUUAAAGCAAACAGCAGUUCUAAAAUGUGUUGAUUCUACAUGUACUUCCUGUGAAACAGAAUUGUUUGCCUUUUCUCUGUGUAAAGUCGUUGUAAUAGAUUGCCGACGCUGCAUGAUGGCAGUAAGACAAUCUAGCUGUGAGGUCUAGUGUUGUGAGUGGUUAUGGCAGUGCUGCUUCCAUGACCGUUUAAACUACAGGUUCCCUGCAAGUCUUGGUUUAAUUACAUGAUUUGGUCUAGGUGGUUUGCAGAUGUCUUCUCUUUGUCACUGAAGGAAAUGAAAACCCAAAUUCCUAUUUUUGAUAGUGAUAAAACUGUAAUUGCAAAGUGUGCCAUUUUAACAUCUCCCCCACCAUAGUAGGCUUGGUCCAUGGGAGGAGACCAAAAAAAAAAAAAAAAAAAACUACAAAAAUAUGCACAAAAAUGAGACCAUUUUUAUGUAAUUUUAAUGGUUGCAGUUACCUCAUACACACGUACAUUCCAAAAUGAAAAAUUUGUUAUACUAUACAUAGUACCAGACAUAUCACUUUAAAAUGUUCGUUAUGAAUUCAGAAAUGUAUAAUCAUAAAUAUGUAUCUAAAGUGUAUCUGUAAAGUCAUGAUAAGAACCAUGCACAAUAAAAAAGUUUAUAAUUCUUAAA